This is a messenger RNA of Capsicum annuum, 618 nucleotides long. Its product is annotated as replication protein A 14 kDa subunit B. The record is from RefSeq and is a predicted model, not a curated record. Gene Ontology annotation, cellular component: nucleus. Bases 109 to 429 code for a protein of 106 amino acids. Gene Ontology annotation, biological process: DNA replication; DNA repair; DNA recombination. Lineage: Eukaryota; Viridiplantae; Streptophyta; Magnoliopsida; Solanales; Solanaceae. The transcript has 3 exons. Gene Ontology annotation, molecular function: DNA binding.
GCCAUAUAUUACAUUAGAAAAAAAAAAUUAACUCUUCAUUACUCAUUUCCCAAAUUUUGAUUCAAACGCAUUUCUCGCAUUAACCAGCCAUCGUUAAGUUUGGUAAGCAUGGACACGUCAAAUCCUGCAGUCUUUGUCAAUGCUGAGUUCCUCAAGCAGCAUGUAGGAAGGAGGGUUCGCGCAGUGGUUCAGGUUAUGCAAUCUGAUGGUGAUAAAGUCAUUGGAAAAUCCACAGAUGAACAGCAGCUGGUUGUGAAAGGAUAUCCACCUAGUCCUCUUUCAACUUUUGUUGAAGUAAUUGGUAUCGCUGACACUCCCCAGUCUAUUCAGGCAGAAACUUGGACCAAUUUUGGUGAUACAUUUGAUGUUACUAGCUUCGACAAAGUUUGCAGACUGGCAAAUGGUGACAGUAAGCACUUGUUUAUCUGAGGAAUGGCGAUCGGAAUGCUAUAAAAGAGGACAUAUAUACUCUUAUUUCUGCUGCAUUUUUCCAGUGUUUCAAUGUAUCAUUUUAGUCUGAAGUACUUUCACAAACUUUAGUUCUUCACCUUCUGUUUUUAGUAUUUAGUUCAUCAGAAGUUUAACUCUUUGCUUGAUGGAAACUUGGUUAUUCUUCAA